GAUUCAAUAAAGAGAUUUCAGAGGGAGACUGAUGUGACAGAAAGUAGUUCUGAUGAUAGUCAGGUAGAUAGUACAGAGGAGUUAAUUGAUUUACUGGAAGGAUAAAUUAGCCUUGGAUAUUUCUAUUUAUUUGGGAUAAAGGACUUGGAUAAAUUAUGAAACAAGCAAAAAUAUAUGAAAGAAGUUAUAUGGUUAUUUAUUGGUUUAAAAGACAAAUUUGAGAUAUUUGUUGGAUGGAAUAGUUUAUUAUUGGAUAUGAAUGUUGGCUAUUAAUGGAGUGACUAUGGUUUAAGAAUGGAAAUAGAUAUUGGUUAUUGUAAUGUAUGUGGGUAGACUUAUGCUACCACAAUAGAGGGUAGAUUUCGUACCUGUCUUUGUCGAUCGAUUAAAUGCAAUACCGAACGGACGUGUUUCAGUGAUCUCCUCAUAUCCUGGAUUCCCUGGGCCCUAAGCAGAUAUUUCUCAGUGGCGACGAGAACAAUUGGACACUAGUGCAUUUUAAAAGUGUAAAGUUCGUGAUAAACAGUGUACGACAUGCCUGUGGGAAAAGUCGGACCGUUUGACCUUGUCAAUGACAAUUGGGAGCUGUAUGUUGACCGUUUAGAACAAUAUUUCGUUGCAAACGAUGUUAAAAACGAAGUGAAAGUGGCUACACUAAUAACAGUGAUGGGCGGAAAUGCGUAUGAACUUAUGGUGAAUUUGUGCACACCAGCGAAACCGGCGAGCAAAACAUAUGACCAGCUGGUCGCGCUGAUGAAAGGUCAUCUAAAUCCAAAGCCGAGUUUGCUCGCAGAACGUUUUAAAUUCCGUCAACGUGUGCAAAAGCGUGAUGAAAGUAUUGCGAACUUUGUAACGGAUCUUAAAAAAUUAAGUAAGGACUGCAGUUUCGCAGGGGAUAGCUUGAAGGAGAACUUGAGGGAUCAGUUCGUGUGCGGCCUAUUAAACGACGACAUCAGACAGAAGCUGUUCACGGAGGACGACACGAUCACGUUCGACCGGGCGUACAAGCUCGCCGUGUCCAUGGAGGCGGCCGAGGUCAACGCGGCGCUAGUAGAAGACUGUGCUCGGAAUCGAACCAGCGACAGUAUACCAGCGGCGGGCGCGACGACAGCCGUGCAUCAUUUGGGGCGGGCGAGCCGGGGCCGGGCGGCGGCGGACGGCGGUCGAGCGGCGGGAACAGCGGGCCGCGGGAAGAUAACGGUCGGCGGCGGUCCAAGCGCCAUGAGCGGAGCGGGCAGCGGAAAGAUGCGAGGCUUCGGUCAAAAUAAUAAUAUGGAUUUAGAUGGAACGUGUAAGGGUGCGGAUUAAAGCAU
This is a messenger RNA of Cydia pomonella (codling moth), 1313 nucleotides long. RefSeq lists its product as uncharacterized. Lineage: Eukaryota; Metazoa; Arthropoda; Insecta; Lepidoptera; Tortricidae. Bases 535 to 1308 code for a protein of 257 amino acids. The transcript has a single exon. The record is from RefSeq and is a predicted model, not a curated record.